This is a messenger RNA of Apodemus sylvaticus (European woodmouse), 6868 nucleotides long. It is a transcript of the gene Mrtfb, whose product is annotated as myocardin related transcription factor B. Gene Ontology annotation, biological process: smooth muscle cell differentiation. The transcript has 18 exons. NCBI's taxonomy places the organism in Eukaryota, Metazoa, Chordata, Mammalia, Rodentia, Muridae. The record is from RefSeq and is a predicted model, not a curated record. The coding region runs from base 561 to 3851 and encodes 1096 amino acids.
GCGGUAGCGGCCUCGCACCCGGGCUUUAACUUUUCCGGGUCAGGGGCGCGGGCGGAUGCCGGGUGGGAGAAGAGAAGCAGGGUGUAAACCUCCCGGAAUCGGCACGGUGUUACUUGGAGCUUCCAGAACGGGCUCCGCGCCCGCCGCGUUCAGGCGGGAGGAGGGUAAGCACGGGGCGGAGCGAAGUCUCGCGAGAUCUGGUGGUAGCUGCGGCGGUGGCGGCGGCGGCGGCAGCGGCGGCCCGGGAGGUUCAUAAUAAAGGUGCUAAGAAAGAGAAUGUAAGACAGGAAAAUAAAUAUUUUUACUGAGCAGCUCAGCCAGGGAAGUGCCUGACCUGCAGAGAGCCCCUCAGUUAGAUGGAGCCCAGAGGUCGGAAGUCACCAGCCACCAUUUUGGCUCCAGAAGCUCAGCCAGGGAAGCGCCUGACCUGCAGGGAGUCCCAGGGUUAGACAGCCCUGCGGUCCGUCCGAGGUUGCCAGCCACCAUCUUGGCGCAGACAGCUCAACCAGGCUGUGUAAAAGAGGCAUCUCAUACUUCCUGUUGCCAGUGGCUGGGACACAAUGGAUCACACAGGAACCAUAGACACAGAGGAAGAGCUGGGGCCUCUAGCCCACCUUGCGCCAAGUCCUCAAAGUGAGGCUGUGGCUCACGAACUCCAGGAGCUGUCUCUACAGUCCAGCCAGCACUUACCCACUCUGAACGAACGGAAAAAUGUGCUCCAGCUGAGGCUGCAGCAAAGGCGGACAAGAGAGCAGCUAGUGGACCAGGGCAUCAUGCCACCUUUGAAGAGUCCAGCAGCAUUCCACGAGCAGAUAAAAAGCCUGGAACGAGCCAGAACUGAAAACUUUCUGAAGCACAAGAUCCGGAGCCGCCCAGAUCGCUCUGAGCUGGUCAGGAUGCAUAUUCUAGAAGAAACGUUUGCGGAGCCGUCUCUUCAGGCCACGCAGAUGAAGCUGAAGAGAGCUCGGUUGGCCGAUGAUCUGAACGAGAAGAUCGCUCAGAGGCCUGGCCCCAUGGAGCUGGUGGAGAAGAACAUCCUUCCUGUGGAUUCGAGUGUCAAGGAGGCGAUUAUAGGCGUGGUGAAGGAGGACUACCCUCAUACUCAAGGCGAGUACUCCUUUGAUGAAGAUAGCAGUGAUGCUUUGUCUCCAGACCAGCCAGCAAGCCAGGAGUCUCAGGGCUCAGCCGCAUCCCCCAGUGAGCCAAAAGUCAGUGCCUCACCACCUCCUGUGACUGCAAGCACUCCCGCCCAGUUUACCUCAGUGUCCCCAGCAGUUCCUGAAUUCUUGAAAACCCCUCUAACUGCGGACCAGCCUCCCACAAGGUCUACAGCUCCCGUCCUCCCCACAAGCACUGUGUCCUCAGCGAAGUCUGGCCCAAUGCUAGUGAAGCAAAGCCAUCCCAAGAAUCCAAAUGACAAACACCGUAGUAAAAAAUGCAAAGAUCCGAAACCCCGCGUGAAGAAGCUGAAAUACCACCAGUACAUUCCACCCAACCAGAAAGGGGAGAGGGCUGAGCCGCAGAUGGACUCCAACUAUGCCCGCCUGCUCCAGCAGCAGCAGCUCUUCCUACAGCUGCAGAUCCUGAGCCAGCAGCAGCAGCAGCAGCAGCAGCACUACAACUACCAGACCAUCCUGCCUGCACCCAUCAAAACUGACAAGAACAACAGCAGUAGCAGCGGCGGCGGCAGCAGUGGCGGCGGCAGCAGUGGCAGCGGCGGCGUGCCAGCGAGGAGGCCAGGACCACUGCCCUCAAGCUUGGACGACUUGAAGGUGUCAGAGCUGAAGACAGAACUCAAACUGAGGGGUCUGCCAGUGUCAGGAACUAAACCAGACCUCAUUGAACGCCUGAAACCCUACCAGGAAGUGACCAGUAGUAACCUUGCCACUGGCAGUAUUGUGGCAGUGUCAGCAGCAGCUAUUGUCCCCAGUAACCCAGAGGUCACAGUGGCACUUCCAAUCACUACACUACAUAAUACUGUAACUAGCUCUGUGUCCACUUUCAAGGCAGACUUGCCACCUUCUGGAUCUAGCAGUGUGCCCCAUGUUGAAAAUGUCCAUUCCCCUCUGCCCAUCUCGCCAUCACCCUCUGAGCAGUCCAGUCUCAGUACCGAUGACACAAACAUGACAGACACCUUCACAGAGAUCAUGACUAUGAUGUCGCCUUCCCAGUUCUUGUGUUCAUCUCCCCUGAGGGUUGCAAGCCAUGAGGACAGCCUGAGCCCCACCAGUAGCACCCUGUCAACCCUAGAACUGGAUGCUGCCGAGAAGGACCGAAAGCUUCAGGAGAAGGAGAAGCAGAUUGAAGAGCUGAAGAGGAAACUGGAACAGGAACAGAAGCUUGUGGAGGUCCUCAAGAUGCAGCUUGAGGUGGAAAAACGUGGGCAGCAGCGACCGCCAGACCCUCAGCCCAGUGCCCCCCCACAUCCCUUUAAUACAUCAGAUCCGAAACAUGGCGGUGUCGGGUCCUCCAUCAAGGAUGAGGCCUCACCCCCUGACUGCUCCAACCCCCAGCAGCCCAUCACAGUGUCUGGCCACUCUGUAAGCCAGCCCAUCUCCACAGGCAGCCAGACCCUUGUGGCCAAAAAGGCUGUGGUCGUCAAGCAGGAGGUCCCCAUGACCCAAGCAGAGCAACAGAAUGUUGUCUCACAGUUCUACCUGAGUUCCCAGGGACAGCCACCUGCCCUUGUUGCUCAGCCUCAGGCCUUACUGACCACACAGACAACUCAGCUGCUGUUGCCGGUGUCCAUCCAGGGCUCAAAUGUUACGUCAGUGCAACUCCCAGUAGGCAGCCUCCAACUCCAGACCCCAGCUCAAGGAGUCCAGGCUCAGCCUCAGGUAGCUGCUGCCACACAAGUCCCAACUACAGCCCUGCCCUCAACCUUGGCCUCAGCACUGCCUCAGAAGCCGGAAGCCUUCCCGCAGCAUAUGUUGGGCCAGCCUCAGCCAGUCAGAAAGGUCUUCACAAACUCUGCACCAACUACAGUUCUUCAGUAUCAGAAGCAGCCUGGCCCAACGACCCAGCAGCCCUUUGUCAGUAAGACCUCUAACCCUGUUCUUCAAUCUAGAAGUGCCCCACUUGCACCCCUACAAAAUGGACCUAGCCUAGCCAGCAAGCCUAGCUCACCACCCCCACCCCAGCAGUUUGUUGUCCAGCACUCUUUGUUUGCAACCCCAGUCACGAAGACAAAAGACCCACCUCGAUAUGAGGAGGCCAUCAAGCAGACACGCAGCACCCAGCCAGCACUCCCCGAGGUGUCCAGUGUGCACAGUCAGCAGAUGGACGACCUCUUCGACAUCCUCAUAAAGAGCGGAGAGAUUUCCUUCCCAAUAAAAGAAGAGCCUUCUCCAAUUUCCAAGAUGAAACCAGUGACGGCCAGCAUCACCACAAUGCCAGUCAGCACGGUGGUAUCUCGACCACCGCCCCAGGUCCAAAUAGCACCACCUGUAUCCUUAGAACCUGUGAACAGUUUAUCUGCCAGCUUAGAGAACCAGCUAGAAGCCUUCUUGGAUGGAACUUUGUCCUCAGCCAAUGAUAUUGCCCCACUGCAGAGCAGCAGUGAAGACAGAGAGCCUUUCUCUCUGAUCGAGGAUCUCCAGAACGACUUACUGAGUCACUCUAGCAUGCUGUACCAGUCUCACUCUCCCAUGGAGACCUCGGAGGCCCAGUUGGUGUCAGGGACCCCCUGUCUAUCUCUUGACCUGUCAGACUCCAACCUGGACAACAUGGAGUGGCUAGACAUCACCAUGCCCACCACGUCCUCCGGGCUCACUCCACUGAGUGCCACUGCACCAAGCAUGUUCUCUGCUGAUUUUCUGGACCCACAGGACCUGCCACUGCCCUGGGACUAAGGUCACAGGUCUCUUGUUUCAGAGCUCAUGAGAUCUGGAAACAUGAAAACAAUCCUGAGAGGCCAGUGUUUAGAGCUGGAGUCAUAGCUGCACUGUCGAAGUCAAAAUACAUUGUCACAGAAAAAAAGGAAGGCCACAGCCUGGAAGCCAAGUGUGACUCCACAGAGACAGUCGUACGCAGAGCCCUUGUGAAAUGCCUUAGAGAAAGCCAAAGGUCAAGUUCCACCCACAGGAAGUGGCACUAGGCUCUGGCCAUCAGCUACCAUUUAUCCUCUGUAGUCACCUCACGGCCCUAAUAAGAGGCAAGCAGUUCCACUUGAAAUACCAGGCCACCACGAGGGAGGGAGGUGAGGGGCCUCUGCACAUGGGCUCCUUAAAAUGGCCUAAGCCAGGUCAAUAGCAAAGUCAGAGGCCUCUGGGCAGCCGACAGCUGCUUCCAGCCAGAGGCUCUAAGUCCCACUUUGAAAUCCAUGUGACUGUGUGAUGUCAUAGGUCAUUUUGUGAGUUUGGGAAUCAAAAUGAACAACCUUUCACCAUAAACACAUCUACAAAAUACUGUCAUAUGAGAGCUGAGUCCAGUUUCCAGACGUAUCAAUAGCACUGCAGCUUUCCCAGGGCCUCAGGCGAAUGAGGUUGGUUUUCCUGUGAUGUUAGACAUUGGAAUGUACUUUGACCUUGUGACCUCUACAAUCUUUGGUAGAGCAAAAAGAUGGCCAUUGACUGGUCCUACUUUUAAUGAGUCAGAUAUCUCUCGAGUACUGAGCCACGGUGUCUCCAUCUUUGAAGACUUGCCGACAGACUCUCAGGUGACCAUGACCAUCUCAACCAAAAAAGGCUUCAGCAUGAAAUUCUUUUUCAACCUAAUGAGUUAAUGGAAGGUGUGGGCUGUCUCUAGGACAGUCCCAUCAUGAGCACAGGUUAGACCAACCCUGUCACCCGCUCCCUGGUUCUCAUUGCAUAGGCCUGUAACUCCCUGUUCUCAGUUAUUCUCAAGUCUAAGCCUAAAAACUGGAGGUUUUGUUCCUUUUCUUACCCCUUGGUCCAUAACAGAAAGGUUGUAUUUGUCAAGUGAUUUAAGAAUUUUCUAACCUGCCAACUGCUACAGGAUUUCUACAACUCUUGAUCUAGUGAUUUAGUUAUUGACAAAUUGUAAAUAACCUACCACAGUAUGGAAUUUUUACUCAAUGACAGCCCUCGUCCUAUCCGCUUCCCACACACUUUAACCUGAGCCAGGUGGGCUUCCUACACCAACCCACACCCUCUCCAUAACACCCAGGACGUAUCCUUAAUCAUUUCUAAGGAGUUUUUGCCCCAAAGUGACCAGAAUGGCCCCUUUUCCAGGCUUUAACCUCUGGUGAAGAGCACUCCUCACCUGGGGCUCGGCAUUCUAGUGGGCAGCGGGCAGGGGCCACCGAGCCCAGGUCAUCCUCUUGUCUAGAACUUGGUAGGUCAUUCCUGGGAGGCGUCAGCAUUCAGGUAGCUGGAUACUGUCAUCUGACCAAGCCUCCUGAGCGCUGUCACAGGGUGUCCUGCUGCACAGCUGCCUGUGUCCCAGCUCCAGCUGAGGGCCUGGGAAGGCGUGUCCCCGUGGGAACUCCAGCUCCAGGUUCUGGUAGAGAGCCUUAGUCCUCUCUCUCUCCAGCUUUGGGUGUCCAGUUAAAGUAGAAUCGAGUAUCAAUGGCUUUCUGAAAGCCCAUGAUUACUACUAGUGUGUUUCCUUCUAUAGAAAAGUUGUCAGUAGAGACAACAUUCUAGUCCUUAAGUCCCUUGUAUUGCUUAAGUUAUUUUUGAAGCUUGCCACAGGAAGGAUAAUCUGCAAGCGCAGUGGGUACAGACGGGCCAUCUAAGUUGCUCGUGUACCCGUCCCACCCAUCAGGUACCACUUCUUACAAAGCCACUGGCUUCACCAGCAGCCAGCCCUCCACAGCAUCCCCUGCCCUGCUCGCCUGGUUCGAGUAUCCUGUAGGUGCAUGAGACACCAGUGACAUGAGAGCCACCUGCUAGGCCUCUCCCACAUGUUCCAGGAGAGAGCGGGCAUCUUUCCCCUUGGCUCACGUAAAUGUGUCAUGACCAAAGACUAAUCUAUAAAAGGCCUCUUGACCUCGCCCCAGCCCUCAGUGAGUGCACUGGAAACGGUGUGUGUCUGAAGAUGAAUUGGUUGUUUAAAGCUAGUUUCAGGCCAGCAAAAUGAUUUAGCAGGUGAAGCUGCCAACAAGCCGGAGAGGCUGAGCUCGAGCCCCAGAGCCCAUGAGGCAGAAGGACAGAGCUGACUCCCUGAACGUUGUCCUGUGACCUCUGUAUACAGAGACACCUGCAGAUAGUGUACAGUUAUUUCACAGCCAUCAAAGCACAGGUGAGAGCACCCACUAAGUUCCCACUGUGCAUGUACAGGGUACACGUGUAGUGGAGGCUUCUCUUUGUAUCAUGUUGCCAAGAAAAUUUCUCUUAGAAGCCUGGAGUGUCACACUAAUGUCCAACCCCAGGGUCACUCCUCUGCAGCGUCCCACAGCGAGGUGGAUUGACUUGACUUUCUGAGGUACAGAUUUCCAGUUGUCUUACUGUGCUGGGAGAAGUGGAAAGAGUUACAUCUUGGCUUCUAGAAAGCUGAUGUGGCUGUGACCUUGUACAUUUCAGCCACGCCUCUGGGAAGCCUCUGAGGCUGAGGCAGCCCUCAUUCAGGAACUUUUCACUCAAAUAUCAUCUCUGUUCAUUUCACACAGAUAAGACUGACUUUCCUUUCAAAGCCCCAUGAUUCUUUGCUGUGCUAGGCAUAGCCACAUGCUAUGCCUGCUCAGCAGAGUCUGGGAAGUGGGGCAGUGUUGUCACCCUGCACCCAUGGUCAGCCGACACUGAGGUGUGGGUAAGAGGAUCACCAGAGUGGACUGGAGCCUCCUGAGCCAUUUUUCCAGGCAGCCAGGCUGUUCUCAUAGAGACUGUAGUAGUCUUUGCAGGGACUGCUGAGGAAGCGUCAGGGCAGCCACUUUCCUGUCCACAGCAGACCUGGCUCAGGGAAGUCG